Molecule: messenger RNA, 2057 nt
Organism: Ctenopharyngodon idella (grass carp)
Lineage: Eukaryota; Metazoa; Chordata; Actinopteri; Cypriniformes; Xenocyprididae
Gene: card9
Product: caspase recruitment domain family, member 9
Exons: 12
Coding region: 116-1738 (540 amino acids)
Biological process (GO): positive regulation of canonical NF-kappaB signal transduction; regulation of apoptotic process
Source: RefSeq, a predicted model, not a curated record
GUGAACUUCAUUUCCUAUUUGAGUUUAGAGACCAGCCAAAUGUGUAAUGUGCAUUUGGCCAUAAAGCUUCCUAUCAGACAACUCUUGUCAAGCCAACAGAGAGCUAGUGUCAGUCAUGUCUGAUGGCACAGGAGUUUUGGAGGUGGAAGAUGAUGAUGAGUGCUGGGCACAGCUGGAAGACUACCGAAUGCUUCUCAUCAAGACCAUUGAGCCCUCAAGGAUAACGCCUUAUCUGAGACAGUGUAAGGUGCUGAGUAGCGAGGACGAGGAACAGAUCUACAAUGACCCCAGUCUGGUUAUCAGACGCCGAAAAGUUGGGGUGCUGCUGGACAUAUUACAAAGAACUGGCCUGAAAGGAUAUGAGGCAUUUCUAGAGAGUUUGGAGCUAGACUACCCAGAUGUGUACCGUAAAAUCACUGGCAAAGAGCCUGCUAGGGUCUUCUCCAUACUAAUUGACACUGCCGGGGAAUGUGGCCUCACUCAGUUCCUCAUGAGCGAGGUGUCUCGCCUACAGAAGCUCGCACAGGAUGAACGAAGGGCACGUCACGAACUGUCUGCGCAGGCAGCAGAGCAUCUAGACAGCAUCCGCCAGCUGCAGCUGCGUGAGAGCGAGCUUCACAAACAGCAAGAUCGUGUGCAACGCAUCCGAGAGGAGCGUGAGCGCAUAUGCGAGGAAGCUCGUAAACUGAGAGACGAGAAUUACCGACUGAUGCACGAUCUGACCCGACUGAGCGAGGAGAAGAACAGCGCUCUCAUGUGUAACAGAGACCUCCAACUCGAGAUUGAGAGAUUGAAACACAGCUUAAUGAAUGCAGAAAGUGACUCAAAGAUCCAACGAAAAAAGACAGUAACUUUGAAAAAUGCUAUGGAGCAGAGGCCGAGUCCAGAGAUCAUCUGGCAGAUGCAGAGAGAAAAUGAUCUUCUUACAGCACGUAUACAAGAACUUGAAAGUGCUUCCAAGGUCCGAACUCUGGAGCACGAAAAGUUUGAUUCACAGUCAUUAGAGGAUUUCAAGCAACAAAGUCAGGCACAACACCAGGAGCUGGUGAAUGAUCUCUACAAUCUAAAGAGAAAUCUACAUGACGCAGAAGAGUUGCGUGAUAAGUAUCGAGAAGAGAAGGAUGAGUUGGCACUGAAGUGCGCAAUACUAAGAAAAGACUCCAAAAUGUAUCGUGAUCGAAUGGAAGACAUUCUGAAGCAGCUGGAAGAGGUGAUCAAAGAAAGAGACAAGGCUAUUUGUACAAGAGAGGAGUACCAUUUGGAGAACUCAAAAAACCUCCAAGACAAGGACCAGUACCGCAAACAGAUCCGGGAGAUGGGAGAACGUUAUGAUGAACUUCAAGUCCAGUUGUUUCGAACUCAAGGAGAUGUUCUUGCUCUUCAAGCAAAACUUCGCAAACAGAAAAACCCAAUUCAAGUGAACUCAGAAGAAAGCUCUUUGCUUAGUUCAUUUGAGAUGAAAAGUCAGACUAGUGAGGAGGAGUCCAGAGAGAGGGGUGAAAAGGAUAUGAGUGAAGAGUCACAGAGCCUAACAUCUGGCGAGUACAAUUUACCUUCAUGUCUGUUUACCGAGAGGAAGUUCUCUGAAGAGGACGUAUCAAGCAACUGCAGACUUAAAGGAAAAUGCAACUUCCAUUAUAGGAGGAAACGUGCUUUAAGAACAAAAAAAUUCACAGACAAAGAGAAUGUGCAGUCCAUCCUGGACAACACUACCGAGAGUGAUACAGACGGGAUGUGACAUACAGCUUUGGACAAGAAGAAAUUUGGCCUUUUUUGAAAGCAUAUUAAAGGAGUCAUGAACUGGAUUUUUUUUUUUUUUUUUUUUUUUUUUUAAUUAUUGUAUAAUGUUUCUUGAGGUCCACUUAUAAUGUUAAUAUGAUUUUUACAUCAAAAAAUUGUUAAAUUUGGAAAUAAAUGGAUAUUUUCUACCCUGAUUUUAGCCCUCUGAUUUGAACGCUCUGUUUAAAGGGGCGUGUCUGCUGUGAGACUUCAGUGUAAACACCCACUGCUGUGAUUGGCUGACAUCUUUGCAAUUAAAAUAAGUAUUGCAUGUGGAA